Aplysia californica (California sea hare) is the source of this 3283-nucleotide messenger RNA. RefSeq names its product OTU domain-containing protein 5-B. Gene Ontology annotation, biological process: protein deubiquitination. Gene Ontology annotation, molecular function: cysteine-type deubiquitinase activity; K63-linked deubiquitinase activity. Lineage: Eukaryota; Metazoa; Mollusca; Gastropoda; Aplysiida; Aplysiidae. The record is from RefSeq and is a predicted model, not a curated record.
AGAGUGACAUACCCUUUUGAUGGCGCUGUCGAUGUAAAUAGAAAAUUUACGUCACGAAUGUCGACGCCAUAACAAAUCUGUCACGGACUACUGAAUUCUUACAUUUUUAUGUUUAAGCUUAUGGAAUUUAGUUUAUCCUGAGUGUUUUAGCUUCAUUUAUAAAAUCCUGGAUCAUUUGUGUUCAGUUUGAAGUUACAAAGUGGUGUAUCCACUGCCCUGAUUUCCUAUCCACGGCAUUAUUUUUACAUCAUAAUGACGAUCAAACCAAAGAAGAAGACUGCUAAGGAGAAAAAUGAUCAAGACGCAGGUGACAGUCAUGCGUCCGUUGGACAUGCAAUGCCUCACAGCCAUACGCUAAAUCAUGGACAUAGUCAUUCACACUACCAUCACGCAACUGGGACAGAAAGCAGGUUGGACAAGCAAUCCAGAGUCAGAAACUCUCCCCCAAGGUGGCCGCCAUCAACUUCCUCGAGGGAUGAUGUUGCUCAUUCUGGACUGACACAAAACCUAACAGCUGCCUCCAAUUAUGAAUAUGAAACUAUAGACUCAUCAACAAAUCAUAAAAGAAGACAUCGCUCAUCACCUCAUAGGACUGUGAGGAAACACCGCAACCAUCCUUCGAGUGUAAUCUCUAAUGCUGUUGGUGUCACAACUGCCAAUAAUGCAUCGAUGAAUAGCAACCUCGAACUUGAUGCCUGUGAUGAAGAGUAUAAUAGUGAAGAUGAACAUAGUCAGCCUCCUGCAAUACCAGAAAAUGUUAAUGAGCUGGAACAGUGGUUUGAAGAUGCCUUGAAGGAAAAGAAAGGGUUCGUGUUGAAAAAGAUGGGGGAAGAUGGAGCCUGCUUAUUUAGAGCUGUCGCUGAUCAAGUGUAUGGAGACCAAGAGAUGCAUGGAGUUGCGAGAAAACUUUGCCUGGAUUACAUGGCAAAGAACGCAGACUUUUAUUCGCAAUAUGUGACAGAAGACUUCACCACGUACAUCAAUCGUAAACGCAUGGACUCGUGUCAUGGCAACCACCUGGAGAUCCAGGCUAUGACGGAGCUGUUCAACCGACCAGUGGAAGUGUAUCAAUAUAGUUUAGAACCCAUGAACACAUUUGACACUGCCUACAAGACGGACAACGCCCCAAUUCGUCUUAGUUAUCAUGGCAAUGUUCACUACAAUUCCAUUGUGGACCCUUAUUCAGCUUCCAUUGGAGUGGGCUUGGGGCUGCCUGGUUUACAGCCUGGGCAGGCAGAGCGAAAUCAGAUGAAGGAUGCAGUGAAAAGCUCCGAGAAUUUUCAUAUCGAGCAGGUUCUUCCAAGUCUCCUCGCCUCAGUCCCCCCCAGAGUGUGGCUCCGGUGUCUGGAGAGUUGGGCUCCGCAGCAACAGGGGGUCAGGCGUUCAAUGAGACGGCGUCCAUCAUGGACCAUCUCCCUCCUGCCUUCUACGGUGUAUCAGACUGGGCGGAAGAGGAUAUUCUGGCACAGGUGAUGGCGCAGUCGCAGCAGGAAUACCUGGAUAAUCUGAAGAAAAAAGCGGCUCCGAGCACAGGCCCUCCCUCUGUGUACCACCCGUCCACCUCUUCUUCCCCCUCUUCCUCCUCCUCUGCGUCGUCUUCCGCCGGUGGCGCCAUGGGCAUGUCCGAGGUGGCUGGCUACAGCGGAGGAGCAGGCACGUCCGCGUCCUCCACCUUGGAUCAGGGUCCCCCGCACUACUACAGCAAAAAGAAAGGCUCUGGCCACCACAGUUAACGCAUGCUCCACGGCUAGGUGUAUAUGUUUUAUCUCCUCGGCCCGGGACGGGGAAGGCUCUGUAAGGAAUCUCUGGUGGUGUACUCCGGUCACAGUCAAGGUCAUUGACUGACUGCUGUGAGCGUCCAAUCUCUUCUCCCCCUCUCCCCUUCCUUAGUGAUAUAUAUAUUUUUUUUGCUUUCAAAUUGAUUUGCAUUAUACACAGACAUUGUCAAUACUGCCGUUUGAAAUGAGAUCCUAGUGACCAACAAAAUAAUGUUUUGAAAAAACUGGUAAACCAACUUUUUAAGCUAUACUUUCUGUUCAAAUUUUCUAGUUUCUAUAACGUUUAUAUGGUAUAUCAUAUGUCGAGUAUAGAGAUAUAAUCUAUUCCAAACUAGGUUAGAAAUAUGAGAGCAUUUUCACUUAAUUAAAUUGAAUCUUAUAAAAGUCAAUUUAGCCUUGAUUUGAAAUACUAUGCUUUUCAUCCAAAUCGCAGAGUUGUAAUAUUUAAUCAUCCAAAAUACGUCUUUAAAUGUCAUGCAAAACUGCCUUAAGUCCAAACCAAAGCUGAAUUUUUUCCCCCCUCAACGGCUGUGGGGUUUGAUGAAGUAGUUUCUGUGUGCUGUGGCUGGAGGUUUGUGUGAUAACUCAGAACGGCUGUUGCUGUAUGAAGAAAAGAAAAUAUUUGUUUCGUGUUCUUAUGCAAAGAGAGUUCAUAUGAUAAUGGUGUACUGCAAGGGGUUAGUGGUUAUAAUUUUUUUUUAUUUUGGAAAAGGAGAUGAUGCAGAUGAUGGUGAAAUGAAUGUUCUCACCCUUUAUGUAUAUUCCCUUUUAUGAAACUUGCUGUUACCAGUACAAUGGCUUUCUUUUGGCAGAGUGGGUUUUGCUAUGUGGGAUACCUAACACUUCCACUUAACAUCUUCAGCUUGGAGCCUUUUGCGUUACUUCUUUUAAAAAUCUUUGUGGUGAUGUUGGACCAACAGCUUUCAGACCCUAGGAGUCUGAAAUUCUCUUUUGAUAAAGGUAGUGCUGAUCCUUGUCUUUGAUAAGGGUUGAGACUGUUAUGCUCUACAGCAGAUUUUUGUUCUUUAUGUUUUAAUUCAUAUGGUGGAAAAGGAUGGGAGGGUAGAGGAAGGGCAGAGAAAGUGUUUGAUGGGAGGCAGGAGGGACAACUUUCACUUUCCUUUCAGCUCUGGGGCGCUGGACUUUGUGUCCCGGUCUUUACAGUUUUUCCUGAGCUAGCUCACUGGUCCUGGGAGGUGACUGACCUAGAGCUAUCAUAGUCCACCGCCUUAAGUAUUGGACUUGAACUUCUUGAGUUGUGAGUUUGAUUCUUGGCUUUAAAGUUAAAGGAUAGGACAUCUUGUCCUUGAGAAAUAUACAUCCCUGUGUUAAUCUCAGUUCAUCCAGCUGCAUAUAAGUAUUUGGCAAUCAGUAGAGGCAGAACAUGUGAGUGAUACUGGAAAUGGCCUAUUGGGCUGCUACGCUGUAUGUCCCAAGGGGGUUCAAAAUUAAUUCUCAUUUGGAAUGGACGACUCUGUUAAUAACUUUUUAAAAAUUUCUGUGGG